AUGAACAAGUUAAGGUCAAUGAGGUUCAGCCGAAGCAGCUCCAAGCUUGGAAAUGGGAAUAAAGCUGCACAACUCACAGAAAAUGGUUGCAGAAGCAAUGGAGAAAUCAAAUGGGAACUUAGGCCUGGUGGAAUGCUUGUUCAAAAAAGGGAAAACAACCAAAGUGCAGGGGAAAGAAUGAUCACAAUUAUGGUGUCAACCGUGUCACAAUUGCAUGACAUUUCUAUUGAAGCCACAUCAACUUUUGGAGAAUUAAAAAUGAUUCUGUCACUGGUAACAACUUUGGAGCCCAGAGAGCAAAGGGUUCUCUUCAGGGGUAAAGAGAGAGAUGACAAUGAAUAUCUACACAUGGUUGGGGUUAGAGACAAGGACAAAGUUCUUCUGUUUGAGGAUCCAGCUACGAAGGAGAAGAAGUCGGUACAUCUUCCACUUACAAUAUGACACGUAUUUUACUUUUGUCAAAUCAUUAAUAAAUAAUUUAUUUUAAAAUCAGGUGUGACAGAAUGAUUUGAUAAAAGGUAAGACACGUGUCAUAUUAUGAGUAGAAGAUGCACCGAGAUCCAUAGCACUAAAAGAAUUUCCCAUAUAAUGUACCCUUCCAGCCUUGGAGAAUGGGUUUUAUCCAUAGUGGCAAGUAUAACCCUAUAAAUAGAGUGUUAAAUCUCACGUGUUACCCUAAUUUCUCUAGUUGUCACUAUAUGCACACACACUUGUUUGUGCAUAGUGAUAUGCCACACCAUAUACGGCAGUCUUCUCCAAAGACACAGUUAGUUCACAGAUUUUAUAUCAACCACGAUCCACCAAGAUCAAAUAGAAGAUGGUGUUUAAAAUACAUUCAUGAAUGUAUCGAAAAAUUAAAUAAAUAAAAUUCAUUCGUGACAGAUUUAAUGGAAUCAAGCUAAGUGUGCUCAUUAAUUUCAGCUAGAUCAAAAUGCAUUUUUUUUUCUUCAGAAAAAUUUACUACACUACUGUAUGAGAUCUCUAAUACAGUCAAUGUAAUUUCUUCCACUUAUUCUUGAGAACAACUCUAAUACUGCAGUUGAAGUGUCACGGGGUUGUAACAAUGUCAACAUGAUACCAUAUAAUUUGCUGGAAUAUGUAAUGAUAUUCGAAUUGUAUUAAAAUGCUUUGAUGACAAUGUAACCUAUGAUAAACUAUCUUCAGAAGAACUCUUGGGAACUUAUUGUAGAAUCCAUUUUUGUUGUGAAAGCGCCUAAAGUGUGAGGCAAGAAGGUCCGGUCACGGUUGGGCAGAGUAAUAGUAUGUUAUGAUGUGCACAGGCCAGAGGGUGUAAUAGUCCGUUAUUGAUAUGGACCUUCAUGUAACUGCUUAAGCUUUUGGAUUGAAUAAUUAUUUAUAAAAAUAUUCAGCCAAAUGUUGUUAUUUGACAUGGUUUGUGAGAUAUUAAUGAUGGUGACCUCUUGCCUUGUUGAAGGGAGUGGACAUUGGACAUAAGAGAAGCCGAAUGACCUACAAAUAUACGAUCACUUGCUAUAGACACUACAACAAGGAACAUGAUAGGUGAAGUAAUUAUUUAUUGGUAGGUUGCAGGGAAUAGAAUAACAAGUAGAUGAAAGCCAAGGGUGUUGGAUAUGGCUCAUACUUCGCAGUUAGAUGACGACACCUAUUAGAAGGACGCAGAGAAAGCCAACGGGGUUCCAUGAAUAGCUGUUGUUGUUUAGGGAUUGCAAUCCUAUUUAUAUUCAUCUUGUAAACCGAAUGACUUGUAACGAGUAUCGUGAGAAGAAUAUAGUUCAGACAUGCUGGACGUAGCCUACAUUAAGUGAACCAGGGUAAACAGUUGUCUCUCUUCUUAUUCCCUCUACCAAUUGUGUGUGUGAUUAUGUCGAUUCCAACAAAGGGAAGAGAGAAAAAGGAAGGAGAAGGAAAUGUUUACCUAACACCUUUUUUACAUUAAUAUUUUUGUUCUGAACUGGGAUUUGGCAUUGGGUGCUGGAACCGGUAGGCACACCACACACAGGCAGGGCAACUUGGUCCCAAACACAGGAGGGCAAUGCAUUCUCCAAACCAUGACCGUUAUGUCUGAACAUUUCUUAUGGCAAACAUGAAAGGCAUUACACCCCUGAUUCAGACACAGAUAGUGUCUUACCCAAGAGGAAUACCUAUUUUCUUCAAUUUAAGCACAAACUAAUGUGUAAAUUGUGCACAUUACCUGCGUGAAGCUAUAUAGCAACGGAAUUGAAGCAAUCAAAUUGUUUUAUACUAACAA
Gastrolobium bilobum is the source of this 2230-nucleotide messenger RNA. Its product is annotated as BAG family molecular chaperone regulator 2-like. Gene Ontology annotation, molecular function: protein binding. The record is from RefSeq and is a predicted model, not a curated record. The coding region runs from base 1 to 441 and encodes 146 amino acids. Lineage: Eukaryota; Viridiplantae; Streptophyta; Magnoliopsida; Fabales; Fabaceae. The transcript is spliced from 3 exons.